Messenger RNA from Centropristis striata (black sea bass), 1578 nucleotides. Its product is annotated as solute carrier family 22 member 7-like. Gene Ontology annotation, biological process: transmembrane transport. Bases 1 to 1578 code for a protein of 525 amino acids. Lineage: Eukaryota; Metazoa; Chordata; Actinopteri; Perciformes; Serranidae. The transcript is spliced from 9 exons. The record is from RefSeq and is a predicted model, not a curated record. Gene Ontology annotation, molecular function: transmembrane transporter activity.
AUGAAGUUUGAGAACGUUCUAGAUGAUAUUAAUGGAUUUGGAAGAUUUCAGAUAAUGAUUAUUGUGAUCAGCUUCAUCGGCCGCUUCACUCUGCCCUGCCACUUUAUGCUGAGCAACUUCAUAGCUGCUGUUCCCGCACACUACUGUGACAUCAGCUCUCUGGAUGACCGAGAUGCUUUCAGGAAUUUAUCCCAGGCAGAGAGGCUGGUUGUUAGUAUUCCAGUCCAGGAGGAUGGGACUCCAGACUCCUGUCUGAUGUUUGCAGAGCCUCAGUAUCAGCUGCUGCUAAACUCCUCCAACACGACUGCGCUACCCACAGUGCCAUGCCAGAACGGAUGGGUGUACGAUAACACCACCUUCAAGUCUACUCUGACAUCACAGUGGGACCUGGUGUGUGAUGGAAGAGGCAAAAACAAAGCGACUGCUACCAUCUUCUUUCUUGGAGUGAUGUUCGGGGCCAUGACCUUUGGAAGUCUGAGUGACAAGUAUGGCCGAAGGAUUAUGCUGCUGGUGUCCUAUGUGUCUGCACUGCUCUUUGCUGUUGCGAGUGCUUUUUCUACAUCCUACCUGAUGUUUGCAGCGCUGAGGUUCUUCACUGGGUUCUGCAUCACCGGCAUCAUCAUCGUCUCAACAGUCCUCAGUGUGGAGUGGGUGGACAUCAAGCACAGGAAACUGGUCGGAGUGAUCGACAGCUUAUCCUGGACUUUUGGGAACACAAUAUUUGCAGCUAUUGCAUACUUUGUGACUGAUUGGCGGUGGCUAAUUGUCAGUGUCACCUCACCUCUCAUCUUGGCCAUCAUUACCUGGAGGUGGAUGCCUGAGUCGGCAAGGUGGCUCAUUGCCAAUGGAAAGCUGGAGCAGGCUCAGUUGUAUCUGAAGAAGUGUGCCAAGAUGAACCGAACAGAGGAUUUAGUUCACACACUUAAAACAGAGACACUAUCCACUAUUGUUGUGACUGAGAAAAGAGAUCGGCCCUAUUCUUACCUCGAUCUCAUACGAACACCCAAAAUGAGGAAACUGAUGCUACGUACUGGUGCAGUCUGGUUUUGUGUGGCGAUUACAUUUUAUGGCAUCAGCUUCAACAUCACAGGCUUUGGGCUCAAUAUCUACCUCACUCAGUUCACCUAUGCUGUGGUAGAGCUCCCAGCCAAAAUAUCAGUGUAUUACUUACUGGAUAAGAUAGGCAGACGAUCCACUGAGGUGGGAGCUCUGCUGCUGGCUGGCAUCUGUCUUGGAAUUAAUGUUGUAGUACCUAAAGAUAUGCCUGUUGCCAGGACAGUGGUGGCAAUCAUCGGAAAAGGGUUUUCCUCAGCAUCCUUUGCAACUAUUGUGCUCUACAGUUCUGAGCUGUACCCCACUGUCAUUAGGCAGAAUGGCAUGGGUUAUAACUCCUUCAUGGCUCGAUUUGGUGUAGCUGUGGCUCCUUUAAUUCUCUUACUGGAGGAGGUGUGGAAGGACCUGCCGCAGGUCGUCCUGUGCUCUACGGCUAUACUGGGGGCAAUUGUGGCAAGAACGCUGUCAGAGACACGCAACAGGUGCUUGCCGGAGACCAUCGAGGAUAUUGAAAAGCCGUGGUAG